CGAAAUAAUAUUAAAUGAGUAGUGAAUGCGCGCAAUUGUUGGAAAGAUGUUUUCGAGAAUAAAAAAAUAUAUUUUGCAUAAAGCAAAACCCAUAAUUCGAUUUAAGAGUUUAUAUGAUGUAGUAUCGUUAACACUAUAUAAAGUGUUUAUGACGUUAUGGAUAGAUGUAAUAAACUACAUAACAGAGUACACGGAAUAUAUGGACUACAUGAAUGGAUUACAUAACGAUUUUUGUGAUCUGGACCUAAAUAUUACUGAUACUUGUAUAAAUCUAUAUUUAGGAGAUAAUAUACAGUCGAAACAAAGGUUCAGUCAAAUAAAUCAUCAAGACUUAUCAGACUCAAAAUUAGUACUUAAGAACACUGGAAAAGCUUCAUGUUCAAAUCAACAAGAAGAAAAUGAAAAUAAAAAUGACCUAUUUCAUCCAUUCAGUAAAGUUGCUUUUUAUCCGUGGAGAGCACCAGAAAAUAAUUACUUCUUUGAGAGGGGUUUUAAGAGAUACAUCAAACCGACUGCUACAUACUUAAGUAAUGAAACGUCUUCUAAAUGUUUGACAAGUCAAGCAGCAAAUCCUAAUUGCAAAUCAACGGUUGUAAAAGAAUCAAAUGGAGAUUCUGAGGAAACAUUGUCAUCGAAAUCGUGGGAAUGCGACAUUUGUUUUGCUUUAAAUUUUGGCUCCACGUCGAGAUGUUAUUUGUGUGACAGUCUGCGACUAUCUAGAUUUACAGUUCGUCCAGAUAGAGUACAUACAAAUCAGAAGUGUGAUAAUUUGCAUUUGUUCUAAAUAAGAGUUAAUACUAAGGCAGUUUAUUGCAAACGAAUUAAAUGACAGAUCAUAAAGCAUUAAAAAGUGUAUAAACGUUACUACAUAAAUAACUGAAUAACUGCCAAAUCAAUCGUCGAUGGCUAACAACUUUGUGUGUUUUAACACAUCCCGAGUUUCUUUGUAAGCUGUUUGUUUGCAGAAGGAAUGUCGUCUUCUUAACACACUUGUAUAUAUUUGAGUGAACUAGAAAUUAUAUAUGUAUAUAUAUAGACACAAACUCGAUUUUUAUUUAUAGUAGCAUCGAAGUGUAAUGGCAUGACAAUAGAAACCGAAUAAUCGAAUUUCAAAUGGAUUUCAGUUGUAAUAUUGUGAAUUGUACGAUAUAAGAAAAAAUACUCAUUAAAACAACCUGCGUUGUUUCAUUUCCUUGUAUUUAAAAAAAAUAUUAAUAAAAUUCUUCACUUUG
Molecule: messenger RNA, 1232 nt
Organism: Centruroides sculpturatus (bark scorpion)
Lineage: Eukaryota; Metazoa; Arthropoda; Arachnida; Scorpiones; Buthidae
Exons: 6
Coding region: 26-784 (252 amino acids)
Source: RefSeq, a predicted model, not a curated record